Messenger RNA from Neoarius graeffei (lesser salmon catfish), 3160 nucleotides. Its product is annotated as zinc finger protein 345-like. Gene Ontology annotation, biological process: regulation of transcription by RNA polymerase II. Bases 182 to 2722 code for a protein of 846 amino acids. Gene Ontology annotation, molecular function: DNA-binding transcription factor activity, RNA polymerase II-specific; histone methyltransferase activity; RNA polymerase II cis-regulatory region sequence-specific DNA binding. The transcript has 7 exons. NCBI's taxonomy places the organism in Eukaryota, Metazoa, Chordata, Actinopteri, Siluriformes, Ariidae. The record is from RefSeq and is a predicted model, not a curated record.
GAAAAAGCCUCUGCAUGUGUUUCUUGUUGGAAAAUCUGAAGAUAACAGCGGCAAUCAUUAUAUUAAAUAUUUCGAAUAAAAUUUCCAGUGGAGGUUAUAUCUGGUACAAUUAAGAAUAGACCUGCAUUGUUUUGCUUACGUUUGAAGAUUCACUGCGCUUUAAACCCUGAGAGCUGUUAUAAUGAGUUCAGCAGGAAACAGACAGUGCUCCUCUAGGAUGUCUCAGUCUCCUGAUCUCUCACAGCUGUAUGAAGACGUGAAAAUUGAGAUUUCAGAUGGAGGGACAUCCGAAGUGUCAGGAGUCUGUGUGAAGAAAGAGGAGACACUGGAGUUGAACAUCUACAACCAUGAAAACAACCUCGAAAACCCACCUGAAGUUCUCUCAAUUAAAGAGGAAGAUCCUGACAAUAAAGACUACCUCUAUUGUGAAGUUUGCAAAUCCUUCUUCUUUCACAAGUGUGAGCUUCACGGACCACCCCUCUUCAUCCCUGAUACUCCUGUUCUCAUGGGAGUUCCUGACCGAGCCAGGCAAACACUUCCUCCUAAACUAGAGAUUCGGAAGUCCGGUAUUCCUGACGCAGGCCUGGGAGUGUUUAAUAAGGGGGAGACUGUUCCAGUAGGUGCACACUUUGGACCCUACCAGGGAGAGCUGGUGGACAUAGAGAAAGCCAUGAAUAGCAGAUACUCCUGGGUGAUAUGCAGGAGCAGGCAGUGUGAAGAGUACAUAGAUGCCACAAGAGAAAUGCAUGCAAAUUGGAUGAGGUAUGUGAAUUGUGCUCGUAAUGAUGAAGAACAGAAUCUUGUGGCGUUUCAGUAUCGAGGGGGAAUUCUGUAUCGUUGCUGUCGACCCAUUAAUCCAGAACAGGAGCUCUUGGUGUGGUAUGAUGAGGAGUAUGCCAAAGAACUAAGUCCUGCGUUUCACAAGCUCUGGAACAAAAAGUGUUCCAUGAAUGACAAACACAUCCAGAGAUGCGACUAUGAAGAGUAUUUGAAGCCAUACGAAUUGGGAGAUGUUAAACACGGUCUUCAGAUCCCCUCCAAAGGCUUCAGUAGUCAGCCAACGUCAUCUGAUACUCUCAGUUCUGACACUUCUAACAAUGAUGACCCAAAGGAAAUUUACCAUUGCUCAGGACAUGGAACAAAUUUUGGUCAUCGGAGUGCUCAACAACAUGAACAAGUUCACCCAGGAGAGGAGCCAUAUCAAUGCUCCCAGUGUGGAAAAAAUUUUACUCAUCAGCGUAAUCUGCAACAACACCAGCGCAUUCACAGAGUUCAGAAGCCAUAUCACUGCUCAGAGUGUGGAAAGAGUUUUAUUCUACGGAUUUAUCUUCAGCGUCACCAGCGCAUUCACACAGGAGAGAGGCCAUAUCACUGCUCACAGUGUGGAAAAAGGUUUACUAAUUAUAGUAAUCUCCAACAACACCAGCGCAUUCACACAGGAGAGAGGCCAUAUCACUGCUCCCAGUGUGGAAAGAGUUUUGCUCAUCAGAGUCAUCUCCAACAACACCAGCGCAUUCACACAGGGGAGAAGCCAUAUCACUGCUCACAGUGUGGAAAGAGUUUUAUUCUACAGGGUGAUCUUCAGCGUCACCAGCGCAUUCACACAGGAGAGAAGCCGUAUCAUUGCUCACAGUGUGGAAAGAGUUUUACUCAAAAGCAUUAUCUCCAAAAUCAUCAGCGCAUUCACAGAGGAGAGAAGCCGUAUCAUUGCUCACAGUGUGGAAAGAGUUUUACCCAACAGACUCAUCUCCAACAACACCAGCACAUUCACACAGGAGAGAAGCCGUAUCAUUGCUCACAGUGUGGAAAGAGUUUUGCUCGACAGGAUUAUCUCCAAAAUCAUCAGCGCAUUCACACAGGAGAGAAGCUGUAUCAUUGCUCACAGUGUGGAAAGAGUUUUACCCAACAGAUUCAUCUCCAACAACACCAGCACAUUCACACAGGUGAGAAGCCGUAUCAUUGCUCACAGUGUGGAAAGAGUUUUCCUCGACAGGAUUAUCUCCAAAAACAUCAGCACAUUCACACAGGAGAGAAGCCAUAUCACUGCUCACAGUGUGGAAAGAGUUUUACUCAAAAGCAUUAUCUCCAACAACACCAGCGCAUUCACACAGGAGAGAAGCUUUAUCACUGCUCACAAUGUGGAAAGAGUUUUACUCAAAAGCAUUAUCUCCAACAACACCAGCGCAUUCACACAGGAGAGAAGCCAUAUCACUGCUCACAAUGUGGAAAGAGUUUUACUCACAAGUGUACUCUUCAGUCACACCAGCGCAUUCACACAGGAGAGAAGCCAUAUCACUGCUCACAGUGUGGAAUGAGUUUUACUGUAAAGAGUAAUCUCCAAAUUCACCAGCGCAUUCACACAGGAGAGAAGCCAUAUCACUGCUCACAGUGUGGGAAGAGUUUUACUCAAAAGCAUUAUCUCCAACAACACCAGCGCAUUCACACAGGAGAGAAGCCAUAUCACUGCUCACAAUGUGGAAAGAGUUUUACUCACAAGUGUUCUCUUCAGUUACACCAGCGCAUUCACACGGGAGAGAAGCCAUAUCACUGCUCACAGUGUGGAAAGAGUUUUACCCAACAGAUUCAUCUCCAACAACACCAGCGCAUUCACACAGGGGAGAAGCCGUAUCACUGCUCACAGUGUGGAAAGAGUUUUACUCAAAAGUGGAAUCUCCAACAACACCAGCGCAUUCACACAGUACAGAAGCCUCAUCACUCCUGACAGUGUGGAAAGAGUUUUACUCAAAAGUGGAAUCUCCAGCAACACCAGCGCAUUCACACAGUACAGAAGCCUCAUCACUCCUGACAGUGUGGAAAGCGUUUUACUCAUUAGGGUCUUCUUUGCCAGAUCGCAACAGAAAAAUUUACUAUUAAAACCAGUUGUUAAAACAAAGUGUGGUGAAGCAGCUUUUAGCUACUAUGCAGUACAUCUAUGGAACCAACUGCCAGAGGACAUUAAAAAUGCUCCUGCUGUUGGCAGCUUCAAAUCUAGGUUAAAGACCAAGCUGUUUUCAGAUGCUUUCUGUUAAAUAAUUAAUAUUUUUACAUUUUUUAUAAUCUUUACUUUCACUGCAUGUUUUAAAUUUACUUUAAUUUUAUUCUAUUUUAUUCCGCUGAUUUCUUUUUCUCCUUUUUUCUUUUUGGCAUUUUAUUAUUUUAU